AUGGCCGACAUCACGACCAAGAAGAAGCGCUACGCCAUCGUCGGCACCGGCGGCCGCUCCAGCUUCUUCUACACAGCCAUAGCCCAAGACUACAGCGCGACGUCCACCAUCGUCGGCCUCUGCGACACCAACCAGACACGCAUGAACUUCGCCAAUAGCAAGCUCGAAGCCCUCGGCCACAGCGCCGUCCCGACGUACCUCGCCGCCUCCUUCGACCAGAUGAUCGCCGACACCAAGCCCGACGAGGUGAUCGUGACGACCGUCGACCGCACGCACAACAUCUACAUCGUGCGCGCGCUCGAGCUCGGGUGCAACGUCGUGACCGAGAAGCCGAUGACCAUCGACGCGCCGCGGUGCCGCGAGAUCUUCUCGGCGGUCGAGCGCACGGGGAACAAGGUCCGCGUGACGUUCAACUACCGCUACGCGCCGCACAACACCAAGAUCUUUGAGAUACUCAAGGCGGACAAGAUUGGCAAGGUGACGAGCGUGCAUUUCGAGUGGAUGCUGAACGAGAACCACGGCGCCGACUACUUCCGGCGGUGGCACCGGGAUAAGCGCAACUCGGGGGGCUUGUUGGUGCAUAAGUCGACGCAUCACUUCGACUUGGUGAACUUCUGGCUGCAGACGCGGCCGCAGACGGUGUAUGCGCAGGGCGAUUUGAAAUUCUACGGGAAGGAGAACGCGGAGAGUAGGGGCGUGACGAAGUUCUACUCGCGUGCGCAUGGGAGCGAGGCGGCGAAAGAUGAUCCGUUUGCGUUGCAGCUGGAUCAGAAUCCUAAUUUGAAGGCGAUGUAUCUUGAUGCUGAGCAUGAAGACGCGUAUUAUCGCGACCAGAGUGUGUUUGGAGACGGUAUCUCCAUCGAGGACACGAUGAAUCUACUAAUCCGAUACCGCAACGGCGCCGUCAUGACGUACUCGCUAACGGCGUAUGCCCCGUGGGAGGGCUUCCGUGUCAACUUCAACGGAACCGGCGGACGUCUGGAGGUCGAGGUUGUCGAGAAGAGUUACGUGAACUCGGGGGGAAGCCAGGCUCUCGAAGGCGCAAUUGAGAAGAGGACGAUGUUGCUGCGGCCCUUGUUCGGCCCGCCCCAGGAGAUUGAUCUCGGCGAGGCAAAGGGUGCACAUGGAGGUGGUGAUCUUGUGCUAUUGAGAGAUCUGUUUGGAGAACCUGUUUCCGACGAGUACAUGAGGGCCGCCAGCCAUGUGGACGGCGCCGCGUCGAUCUUGACGGGCAUUGCAGCGAACCGGUCUAUUGCGACGGGGCAGGUUGUGAAUGUGGAUGAUAUCUUGGUUGUGCCUGAGAAAUAG
Molecule: messenger RNA, 1308 nt
Organism: Colletotrichum chrysophilum
Lineage: Eukaryota; Fungi; Ascomycota; Sordariomycetes; Glomerellales; Glomerellaceae
Exons: 2
Coding region: 1-1308 (435 amino acids)
Molecular function (GO): nucleotide binding
Source: RefSeq, a predicted model, not a curated record